Molecule: messenger RNA, 4040 nt
Organism: Amblyraja radiata (thorny skate)
Lineage: Eukaryota; Metazoa; Chordata; Chondrichthyes; Rajiformes; Rajidae
Product: matrix metalloproteinase-24
Exons: 10
Coding region: 22-1860 (612 amino acids)
Biological process (GO): extracellular matrix organization; proteolysis; collagen catabolic process
Cellular component (GO): plasma membrane; extracellular matrix
Molecular function (GO): metalloendopeptidase activity; zinc ion binding
Source: RefSeq, a predicted model, not a curated record
GCGGGGAUCGGGCAGCGAGCGAUGGCGGCGGCGGCGGGCGGGGAGCCGCGGGCGGGGGGUGGUGCGGGCACCCGGGGCCGGGCCGCGCUCUCCUGGACCGGCUGCUGCCUGCAGGCGCUGCUCUGGCUGCUGGCGGUGAGCGGCGAGGAGCGGCCCUUCAUCGUGGAGAAUUGGUUGAAGACGUACGGGUAUUUCCUGCCCGAUGAGCUGCGUACCUCGGCGCUGCGCUCGGCGCAUUCCAUGCAGGCCGCCAUCGCAGCCAUGCAGCGCUUCUACCGUAUCCCCGUCACCGGCAUCCUGGACCAGGCCACCAUCGAGUGGAUGAGGAGACCACGGUGCGGGGUGAGUGACCAGCCGCGGAUCAGCCGCAGACAGCGGAGCAAACGCUACGCCCUGACUGGCCAGAAGUGGAGACAGAAGCACAUCACCUACAGCAUCAACAACUUCACGCCCAAGGUUGGCGAGGGUGAGACACGUCGGGCGAUCGGCCGUGCCUUCCAGGUUUGGCAGGAUGUGACCCCGCUGAGCUUCCAGGAGGUUCCCUUUCACGAUAUCAAGAGUGGCAAGAAGGAAGCAGACAUUAUGAUCUUCUUUGCGUCUGGUUUCCAUGGCGACAGCUCCCCAUUCGAUGGGGAGGGGGGUUUCCUGGCCCACGCUUACUUCCCCGGGCCAGGGAUCGGCGGCGACACGCACUUCGACUCCGACGAGCCCUGGACGCUGGGGAACUCCAACCACGACGGUAACGACCUGUUCCUGGUUGCAGUGCAUGAGCUGGGCCAUGCGCUGGGGCUGGAGCACUCCAAUGACCCGAGUGCCAUCAUGGCCCCCUUCUACCAGUACAUGGACACAGAGAAGUUCAAGCUGCCGCAGGACGACCUGCAGGGCAUCCAGAAGAUCUACGGCCCACCCACUGAGAGACUGGCUCCCACCCGGCCACUGCCCACCCUCACGGUCCGCAGGAUCCACUCCACGUCCGACCGCAAGCACGAGCGGCAGCCCCGGCCCCCCAGACCGCCCUCCGGAGAGAGACCCUCCUACCCUGGCUCCAAGCCCAACAUCUGUGAUGGACACUUCAACACCAUCGCCUUGUUCCGGGGAGAGAUGUUCGUGUUCAAGGAUCGCUGGUUCUGGCGCCUGCGCAACAAGCGUGUGCAGGAGGGGUACCCCAUGCAGAUCGACCAGUUCUGGAAAGGUCUGCCCACUCGCAUCGACGCUGCCUACGAGCGCUCCGACGGCAAGUUUGUCUUCUUUAAAGGGGACAAGUACUGGGUGUUCAAGGAGGUGACGGCAGAGCCGGGCUACCCCCACGGGCUGCUGCAGCUGGGCAAGGGGCUGCCGCGGGAAGGCAUCGACACCGCCCUGCGCUGGGAACCCGCUGGCAAGACCUACUUCUUCAAAGGAAACAAGUACUGGAGGUACAAUGAGGAGAACCAGGCGUCGGACCCCGGCUACCCCAAACCCAUCACUAUCUGGAAGGGGAUCCCCGAGGCCCCGCAGGGAGCCUUCAUCAGCAAGGAAGGAACCUACACGUACUUUUACAAGGGCAAGCAGUACUGGAAAUUUGACAACCAGCGGCUGGUGGUGGAGCCGGGAUAUCCCCGCUCCAUAGUCCGGGACUGGAUGGGCUGCAACGCCAAAGACGGGGACUCGAACCGUGACCGCCACCGGCCGAGUGACGAUGUGGACAUCAUGGUGCAGAUCAACGACGUGCCCAGCACGGUGAACGCCAUUGCCGUGGUCAUCCCCUGCAUCCUCUCCCUCUGCAUCCUUGUGCUGGUCUACACCAUCUUCCAGUUCAAGCAGAAAGGCUCCCAGCAGAACCUGGUGGUCAGCAAGCGCUCGGUGCAGGAGUGGGUGUGAGGGGCUGGUUCACCAGCGCUGUUUGUCCAUGAGGCUGGGCUCUUCCGUCCGUGGGAAGGAUAACUGGAGAGGCUGGAAUGUGAACCCUGUCGUACGUGGUGUUUCCACUGGUGAACUGGGAGUUGCCACCGCACAUCGUUCCUGCAAUGCCUCAUUCAUGUCUGUGAUGUGCCAUUUUGUCAGCCCAGCCUGUGUACGUAUACCCAUACGUUGGACCUCAGCAAAGAAAGGCAGAGGCGGCGAGGACACUGGGCGAGCAACUCCUCAUUCUGCAGUGUUGAACGGUGACUUGUUUGGCCAAUACUCACACCAAGACACAUCCUUUUAACUCAAAGCAUCUUUGAACAGAGACAUUGGACAAGCAGAGGUGUUAUUGGUGGUGAGAGAAGCAGGACAUCUAAAGCCAAACGGACAAAGAUCUUAAUGUACUAGUGUCAUUUUAUUACACAAUACAUGCAACAGAGAGAAGGGAACGAACAUGGUUUUGUUCAUCUACAGGGGAUUCAAAUAUUUCAAUGUAUUUUGAAAUAAGUGGGGGCCAAAAUAUCUACAAUAGUUAAACAGCCUUAAAACAUUUUUUUGUUAGUUGUUUGGUCAAGUCUUGAAUGUCCACAUUACUGAGUCUUUGUGAAUCUUCAUCAGUGUCAUUUCUGAAGCUGUGAGGGUGACUGGCGUUGGAAGCGGCUGUGACUUGGGCACCAGGACCAAGCAUGUUUGAACAGUGUUAGCCUUGCCUGCCUGGUGUAGCGUUGGCCCAGACCCAGCCUGCCUGCCACAGGUCAGUAUCCUCGUCACUCAGCCACCACCGCCACAGGGGAAGCUGGUGACUUGGGAGUGAGCAGGAGAUGGGUCUGUGCUGAAGUUUGCAGUAUUAUCGGUAACCAUGUCAGGUUGACAACGGCUGAAGGGUUGCAUGGGCUUUGAGAUGUUGCCCAGGGCACCAGGUGUUGGGAGGCUUUGGGAAUGCAGCAGCGUUCCGGUGUGUGGGAAUCUCCUUGUGCACGGCUGCACCAAUCCCUUUGUUUUGUUUACACUAAUUGGAAAAUCUGAGCCAACUUCAUGCGACAUUUGUUCCCAUGACUGAGAUUACUAGGCCACGUUUGGGGCUGGUGGGCAGUUUGCAGCAGCUUUAGUUUUGUGGCACGGGUCUCGCACAUUAGUAACUCGCGGAUGAGCUGGUUUAAGGAUGAAGUGAGGGCAGGAAGCCAUCACUGCCCACCCACCCACUGUUGUUGGUUUGUCAGGUGUGACUCACGGUGCCCUGGGCUCACGGCCACACCUGUACUGGGGGCAGGUGAUGGCUGGUGUCAGAGGGGUGAAGCAGGGGCCGCCCCUGGUCUCUGCUGCCCUUGGUCGCCGGGGAGCCUGGUCACUCUGUCCACCUUCAACAGCUGAACCUGUUCAACUCCACAACUCGGUGAAAAUGUAGUCAAAGUUUGAAACCUCCCCAACUCCAUGGGGAGUGACAUGAGCAGAGACGGUGGCUGGAGGGGUGCUGAGGAGUUCCUUUAUGCGUUUGGGUGGAACGUUGAGUCUUAUGGGACUGAGCUGUUAUCGGGACUGAGGUAGGAGACCUUGGUUGGGUUGUAUAGUCUGCUGUAACUAUUGAGGAACGGUGAAACAUUAACUGACCCAUUCGUCUGUAACUACAUACACCAGGCACCAUCUGACCAGUUGACAGGUCGGCCUCUCCAUAACGCAAUGCCUUCCAUCUUUAGUUGGUGCACUGAUUGAUUCUGCGCCCGAUCGCACUCCACCAACACCAAUAAUCAGGUUCAAUGUCCGCGGUUUCUCCCUGUUACCCACAGUCUGAUGUUGCUACAAAGUGCAUAUCCAAUUAUGGGCUAGAGCUGAGUUUUUUUGGAUUGUUCAUUUUUUAAGUGCUAUUUAUUAAUAUAAAUUCAUAUUUCAUUGGUGGUGCAGUUCUGUCCCAUACACUCGGCUAGCAGCUAGCGUUGUAGUCGGGACGGCUGCUAAAGUUGAUGCAUCCAGCCAAGUGGUGGCUGGCCAGCCAGACUGGCCUGGUGUGGAAGGGAUGUGAUUUCUCCGCAAUGUUUCACGCUGCAGUCUGCAUUGUUGGAAUCAUUGAGUGUGAACUGAGCGACGCUUUGUACAGAUGUAAAUGUUGAUAAAAGAUGUAGAAAUUCUUUGUAAAGUUUAACAAAAAACCACGGAAAGUU